Molecule: messenger RNA, 1281 nt
Organism: Bufo bufo (common toad)
Lineage: Eukaryota; Metazoa; Chordata; Amphibia; Anura; Bufonidae
Product: fibulin-7-like
Exons: 8
Coding region: 105-1250 (381 amino acids)
Molecular function (GO): calcium ion binding
Source: RefSeq, a predicted model, not a curated record
GCCAGGAAUGUGGAGGUGAUGUGUCUGCUGCAGCGCUCACUACAUCCCAUCCUCUCUACGCCGUCACAUCGGAGGCCCCGGACGGAGGUGUGAGCCGCGGUAACAUGCUGACAACCGUCCUCCUCCUGAGCCUCUCCCUCCAGCUGCUGGGUGACUGUGAGGGGCAGGCCUGUCCGGAGCAGAGUGAGGCCCUCAGGGUCCUGCGCCAGGUCCAGAAGCUGCUGACUGACCACGAGGCCUCGUACCUGCAGGGGAUGAGGACGUUCGGCAGGAGGCUCCAUCAGCUGAGGGGGCAGCUGCAGAGGCGGGAGGAUAAAGACUCCUGUCCACAGUUAAAGCCGCCGCGUCACGGUCGGAUACUGGGCAGAAAGCGGAAGGCAGGACAUGAGCUGCAUUUCCUGUGUGACCCAGGCUACCAGUUGACCGGCUCUGAAUCCAGAACCUGCAUGGACAACCAGACCUGGAGCGGACAGCCUGCCAUCUGCAGCGAGCUAAGGUCUCAGACCAACACCUCCUCGUCCCUGCGUCCGGCCAAGUGUUCCACCUUCCAGGGAGUCCAGCACUGCGCCUGUGACCACGGAUACGGCAUCCAGAGUGGAGGCCUCUGUCAGGAUAUAGAUGAAUGUGGUUUGUACCAAGGAAAAGCCAAUUCAAAGAUCUGUGUGCACGAAUGUGUGAACACGCCUGGGUCAUACCAUUGUGUGUGUCCGCGGGGGUAUCUCCUGGACGCGCAGCCAAACAGUUGUAAAGAUGUAGAUGAAUGUGUCUCCGAUCAGUCGGCUUGUCCUGGAGGAGAGCAAUGCGUAAAUCUGUACGGGGGCUUCACGUGUGUCCAGCCAGAGUGUCCCAAACCCAAGAUGAACGCUACGUAUGUCAAGAUCUCCAGCCACCAGUGCGAGCGGACCCCGUGCCCCUUGGGAAGCAGCAGCUGUCUGGACGCCCCCCACUCCAUCUCCUUCCACUACAUCCCUUUACAGUCCCAGCUGCCGGUCCCCAGGGUCCUGUUCACCAUGACCGCUCCGCGCUCCCAGGCGGACAGCCAGCGCUUCACCCUGACAAGGGGCAAAGGUCACCGCAGCCUGGAAGUACGACAAGCCGGCAGACACCGGGGAGAACUGCUGCUCACCAAGUCAGUGAGGGGCCCGGCCGAGCUCCAGGUGGACGUGGAGAUGGCGGAGAUGUCACCGCAGGGCCUACUGGGGAGGCACGUGUUCACCGUCACGCUGUUCGUGUCGCAGUACACCUUCUAGGUACCUGGCACGUGGAGGGUUAAUCUAGAGC